CUGGAACCAGGCACCGACCCGGACUGUCCCGGGACUGAACCGGACUCAGGUUUAAUUUACCUCAUGAGUUUGUGUCUGUGGAAAUGAUCAGCUCCAUCAGUUUCAUCGUCGUCGUCCGUCCCUGAAGCGGCGUUCUGUCUGAUAUUUGGCGUCACACUGGAAUAACUCCUCGCUCGGCCCCGGGGCCCUCAGGAGACAUGCUCGCCGCGAUGCUUCGGCAGAGUUCCGGCGGUGGGUCUGUAGGGGGCGGCACCGGCGGCGGGGCCAAAGUCACCGUGGGAAUGUCCAGGCUUUCCAGCUCCAGCCUGGGCUCCUCCGGCUCCGGGAACGCGGGGCCGUACGUGUCCGGACGGGGGAAGAGCGGGUCGGUCGGUACGGAGAGUCCGGACUCCGGCGCCGUGUCUGACCCUCAUUACAUCAUGCAGCUGGUCAGCGACGUGCGCAAGUUUGCAGACGUCCUUCUGCAACUCAAAGAAGUGUUCAACUCUAAAGAGCAUCAGGACACUCUGCAUCACGCCGUCCACGAGCGUCUGGGGCAGCUCCUCAGGGUCCUAAAGACCAUCAUCAACAAACACCAGAGUCUGAACUCUGUGGACAUCCUGAGCACAGCGGGGACGGUCAUCGCGUCGGUCAAAGGAGUGAACUUCAAGGAGGUGAACGAGGAGAACAAGCAGAAGCUGUUUGGAGAAAUUUACACAGCCAUCGACACUUUGGCCUUCACCUUUGGCAAUGUUGUGUCCGACUUCCUUAUGGGAGAUGUAGAGAAUGGAUCAGUUCUGGGGCUGCCCCUGACUAAAAGAAGCAGAUCUUUUGAAAACCUGUCUGUGGAAUCUGGAGUGUCGAGUCCAGAGAAAGACGAUCCUCCAGGACCGUCUCCGGUUCGACCUGAGGACGUGGACCAGACGCUGCAGAGACAGGACGGCGGCGUGGAGUCUGCGCUGCUCUACGCCAAAGGAUGGUCCAAGUACACGAAGGACCUGCUGACCUGGGUCGAGAAGAGGCUGAGUGUGGACAUAGAAUGUGCAAAGAGCUACGCCAAAAUGGCCGACUCUGCCAAGGCGCUCGCGAGUCAACAGGAUUUCAUGGCGUUUCGUGAGAUUUACACCGCGGCCUUCAAAAACGACUCCGAGUACAGUCAGCUGGUGCUGCAGACGGCGACGCUGCUUCAAACGCACAAGUUCAUCCAGCCUCUCGUGGCUCGAAAGAACGAGCUCGACAAACUACGGAAAGAAGUGAAAGAGCAAUGGCAGAGGGAGCUCAAGAAAAUGAACGAGGCGGACGGCGCUCUGAAGAAGGCGAGGCUGCUGCAGGCUCAGCGCCAGGAGGAAUAUGAAAAGGCCAAAGUGUCGACGAGUCGUUUGGAGGAAGAGCAGGGAGCGACAAAACAACUGGAGAAGAGACGAAGACUCGAGGACGAGGCUCUGCAGAAGGCUGAAGAGGCUCGGGAGCAGCUCAAACUCUGUCAGCUCGAUGUCGGAGUGAAGAGAGUGGAUCUGGCCAACGCCAAAAGUUUCAUCGUCGCCCAACUGCGAGAGAUGAUCUCCCAGUGUGACCUGACGCUCAAAGCUGUGACAGUGAACUGGUUCCAGCUGCAGCAGGCGCAGGUCGUGUCUCUCCCCGUCAAUCACCAGAGUCUGUGCGAAAACGCCAAACUGUACGAGCCCGGACAGCGAUACAUCGACUUUGUGAGGAGUUUACCCACGGACGGCCCUCGACUCGAGGCCCACUCCUCUGAGUCGACAAGCUCCCAGAGCACAGGUGUAACUUUCACAAAGCGCUCGCUCAGCGGGAGCCACUCGUCCCACAGUCACCUGUCCCAGACGUCCAUCACCUCUGACAUCAUCGGUCCAGACGACGCCCCCGCCAACGUGGACCCCCCCACCGACGUGGACCCCCCCGCCAGCGGCCACGCCAAGAUCGCCGAGAGGAGGUCCAACGGCAGCGCCGACAUCCAAGCUCUUCGGAUCCAGACGCCUUUUCGCCCCUGGACCUCGACCAAUCAGGGCGGAGGGAUGUGCAGCGACUCCGAAAGCGCCGGAGGCAGCAGCGAGUCUCGGUCGAUGGACUCGCCAACCGCCAGCCCAGGAGACUUCAAGAGGAGAUUACCCAGAACCCCCUCGACCGGGACGAUGUCAUCGGCCGAUGACCUGGACGAGAGAGAGCCGCCGUCUCCGUCUGACAAUGGUCUGUCUGAUGUCCUCAUGGAGACGGCCAGUUCUCCGGGCCCCUUUAGAAACGCUCAGAUGUCCAAAGCGUCUCAAACUCACCGUCUCCGAAAGCUCCGCGCUCCGUCCAAGUGUCGGGAGUGUGACGGGCUGGUCGUGUUUCACGGGGCAGAGUGCGAGGAGUGCUCGUUGGCGUGUCAUAAAAAGUGUCUGGAGACUUUGGCGAUUCAGUGCGGACACAAGAAGCUCCAGGGACGACUUCACCUUUUUGGGAUCGACUUCACACAAGCCGCGAAAAACAGCCCCGACGGCGUUCCCUUCAUUAUUAAGAAAUGCACGUCCGAGAUCGAGAACAGAGCUCUGAAUCUAAAGGGCAUUUAUCGGGUGAACGGCGCCAAGUCCCGAGUGGAGAAGCUGUGCCAGGCCUUUGAAAACGGAAAAGACCUGGUGGAACUUUCAGAGCUGUAUCCACACGACAUCAGCAACGUCCUCAAACUGUACCUCAGACAGCUUCCCGAGCCGCUCAUCCUGUUUCGUUACUAUAACGACUUCAUCGGUUUGGCCAAAGAGAGUCAGAGGAUCAUCGUGGAGGAGCUGGAGGCGCUGAGGCUCAGCCCCGCCCCCGUGACUCCGCCCCCCCUCAGCGUGGAGCUUAACAGAGUCCUCUUCAAAAUAAAAGACCUGCUCAGACAACUGCCCCCCACGCACUACAAGACCCUGCAGUUUCUGAUCGAACAUCUGCACCGAGUCACAGAGAAGUCAGAAGAAAACAAAAUGACGGCCAGUAAUCUGGGCAUCAUCUUUGGUCCGACGCUGGUCAAACCGCGGCAGGCGGACGCAGACGUGUCCCUGUCGUCUCUGGUGGAUUAUCCGUACCAGGCUCUGAUCGUGGAGAUCCUCAUCAGACACUGUCACAUGGUGUUUGACCCGCCCCUCAGCCCCGCCCUCAGCCCCGCCCUCAGACCGGCCCUGGACACGAAGGGACGAGACAAAGUCCAGCAGCUCAGCCGACACUCAAAGUCUAUGGGAGACAUCAAGGAGCAGAGCUCCAGAGUUUAUAAGAGACAGUCGUCCGCCACUGCGUCCCAGCUGCUGGCUGAAGUCCAGGAGCGCGUCCCGAGCCUCGAUGGGAGUGACUUUGAACCAGCUGAUGAGGUGGAUUCGUUCAACGGCGUCCUUUCCUCCAGCGUUCCCGAUGUUCCCAGAGUUCCUGGCCUCUCCCGCUCCCAUCACGUCACUGUCACGAGGGUCCAGCUCCGCCACCAGCGACAAAAGCUCUCGUCUGGGAUUUUGGCUCGUCCCGUUAGCAUGCCCGUUAGCAUGUCCAUCGAGCGGACUCUCCCAGACGAGUCCGUGGAGGAGCCCAGCUGCAGCCAGUCCAUCGAAGAAGUCGAUGAAACUGAAAGUUCUCAGGUCCGGAGCUCUGCGUCGUCGCAUUACCGAAGGACGUUUAUCGAUACUCAGACUUUACGAAGAACUUGGGACAAACAGUACAAACACCACGAUGUUUCCACGCGGACUCUUAAAAUCGUUGCUACGGAAACCACAGAAGAACAAAAGCAGGAUUCUUCACAAACUGUUGGGAUUAUUUACCCGAGUCGACCGUAUUCUAUCCCAGUUCGAUCCAGUCGGAGCUUAAAACGAGAGGAAAACGUGAAAGGAAGUCCCGGUGGAUUCAGGGCACCCAGGACUUUACAGCCUCCACCCGGAACUUUUUACAAUCCUCCAUCUGUGACCAAGGUGCUGCAGAAAUUCAACUCUACGAACAGUGCAGAGGACGAAGACGAGGAUGACGACGAGGAGGAGGAAGAGUUAGGUCUGGAGAUCGAGGUGUCUGUGGACGAGCCGCUCGAGGAGGAGGAGGAGGAGGACACUGAGGGGGAGCGGCCGGCCUCCUCAGACUCCCUGAGUCCGAGUCCAGAGGAACCAAACCAGAACAAACCGGUUUAUCCACAACUCAGGACGAGAAGGUUACAGGAAGUGGAGCGCAGAGAGGCGCAUUUUGUGUGAAACGAGACGACGUUUGAGGAUGUUUCGCCCAUGAAGCUGGAAUUUAUAUUUCUCCUUAAAACAAAACUAAAAAUGUCCCAAUUAAACUUUUUCCAUUUUACGCUGAAGAGAAUUUUACAGUUUUCUUUAAUAGUUUUGAAACGUUAAAGUAUCAGUAAUGACAUAUUGACCACAUGUUGACCACAGACUGACCACAGACUGACCACAUGUCGACCACAGACUGACCACAGACUGACCACAUGUCGACCACAGACUGACCACAGACUGACCACAGACUGACCACAUAUUGACCACAUAUUGACCACAUAUUGACCACAGACUGACCACAUGUCGACCACAGACUGACCACAUGUCGACCACAGACUGACCACAGACUGACCACAUGUCGACCACAGACUGACCACAGACUGACCACAGACUGACCACAGACUGACCACAGACUGACCACAUGUUGACCACAGACUGACCACAUGUCGACCACAGACUGACCACAUGUCGACCACAGACUGACCACAUGUUGACCACAGACUGACCACAUGUCGACCACAGACUGACCACAUGUCGACCACAGACUGACCACAUAUUGACCACAUCCUUUUGUCCCAGAUAAAUCCAGUUUAUGCUGAACCUGUUUCGUCUCGUUUAGAGAGCCGUGAUUCCGGCGUUGUGGGCGGGGCCAUCUCAUGCUGAUCCUGAGGGUGGAGUCAGACACUGUGGGCAUCGUUUAUGUAAAUAUUUUAUCUUUGGUUCUGGAGACGAGAUGCACUUAUUAUUAUUAUUAUUAUUAUUAUUAUUAUUCAGACGAUAUUUUCACGUGUUUCCGUGGUUACGCGGCUCUGCCUGACCCACUGUGGAACAUUUAUAAUCCUCUUUUUAAAGUGCAAUGACUGUUAUUGUGUAAAACUUCACUGGUUUGUGAUAUUUUGUUCAUUUACCAAAAAGUUUGAAUCACCAGACUCGUGUGUAGCUAACGAUGGAAAGGAUCAGAUCUGCACUUACCUGCCGAGUGUUUUUACCUGUUACACCUGGAUGACAUCAUCACUGGACUAAAGGCGUUUGUGGAGAAACAAACGAAAGGCAUUACAUAAAGUUCAUUUAUAUUUUUAUAUUGUUGUAAAUCAGAUCAAACUGAACUCGUUUUGUGAAAAUAUUGACGUCUUUUUCAUUUGGACACA
Messenger RNA from Periophthalmus magnuspinnatus, 5350 nucleotides. It is a transcript of the gene arhgap29a, whose product is annotated as Rho GTPase activating protein 29a. Gene Ontology annotation, molecular function: GTPase activator activity. The transcript has 23 exons. NCBI's taxonomy places the organism in Eukaryota, Metazoa, Chordata, Actinopteri, Gobiiformes, Gobiidae. The coding region runs from base 198 to 4175 and encodes 1325 amino acids. Gene Ontology annotation, cellular component: cytoplasm. The record is from RefSeq and is a predicted model, not a curated record. Gene Ontology annotation, biological process: activation of GTPase activity; signal transduction.